UAGAAACUCACAGUUCUCUACUCUCUCUCUCUCUCUCUCUCCGUGAUUUGUAGUAAAACAUUAAAACUUUGCUUUAGAAGCACGAGUCCAUUGUUACUACCAUAAAAGCCUUGAUCUUUGCACUCAUAUAGAACCCACCUCUCUCUCUCUCAUUCACUCCACUCUGCUACCUUCACUAGCUAUAUCCCCAUUUCCAUGCUUAACAAAGCAAGUGUUAAGACCCUAUGACACCCUGAAAGAAACAGGCAACUGGGUUUGCUUUAUCUUCUCUUUCUUUAAUGAGAGACAAGAAGGUAGAGAAAGCUUGGAUAUUUUUGCUAGACAUAUAUAAUUGGUUGUAAUGGGUGUGGAAGAUAGUUGGGAUACAGUAGUGUCACCACCAACAACAACAUUGGUGCCUUUGAAUUUAGAAAGAGAUGAUCAUUGGAGACAUUUUGAUAAUUCAGUGAAUGCUGUGUCUUUUGGGUUUGUAGCUACUGCUAUAUUGAUAUCUAUGUUCCUUGUUAUGGCUAUCUUUGAAAGGUUUUUAAGGCCAAGAUCACUGUCUUCCUCUGCUGGUGCUAAUGGCAGUUCUUCUUCUUCUUCUAAUGAUCUUGAAGCGCAAGUUGUUUUCCAUGGCAAGCUUGAUUUCCCAUCUCCAAAAAUGACAGUUUAUGCGAAAGGGGUAUCAGUCCUGAUGCCCGGUGAUGAUGUUCCUACCUUCCUUGCACACCCAGCUCCUGCACCCUGCCGUCCGGAGCGCAUCAUACAACCACUCCAACAACAUAGCCUAUGCCACAGCUUCACCUCAACCUCUACUUCAAGCUAAAAACCUAACAUGAAUUCAAAAUAACUGACUUGAACAAGGGGUUUUUCUCUUCCAAUCAUUGUCAUCAACCAAAUUUGAAUUGAGCUGUGAACAUUACUGAUCAUGAAUUUGUGUACAUUUGAAUUCAAUGAUUACGUAUCCAUUUGGAGGUUGAA
This is a messenger RNA of Populus nigra (black poplar), 963 nucleotides long. RefSeq lists its product as uncharacterized. The transcript is spliced from 2 exons. The coding region runs from base 341 to 808 and encodes 155 amino acids. The record is from RefSeq and is a predicted model, not a curated record. Lineage: Eukaryota; Viridiplantae; Streptophyta; Magnoliopsida; Malpighiales; Salicaceae.